GGGGUGUGUCCUGGAUUGUUUUUAUCAGCAGCUGCAGUUUCAGUCGAGCCGUUUCAGGAGGGACGCGGAAGGAGGUUCGAGCAGCGCGACAGAUUCUUCUUAGCAGCACAGAGCGGAUCCAGCAGAGAUGUCAUCCAGGCCUCCAGGGAGUCCACCUCCCUAUGAAUCGGAUCACGAAUAUCCCCCUCCUUCCCAGAAGGCCUACUCCUACUACCCCGAUGAUGAGUUCCAGCAUUUCUACCGGUGGUCGUCUCCAGUGGGCAUCAUCAAAAUCAUGGCCAUCCUGGUCAUCAUCAUGUGUUUGGCCAUCUUUGCGUGUGUUGCUUCCACGCUGGCCUGGGACGUUCAGGGUGCGCUAGGUGGCUAUGGCGUUGGCGGCGGCUACGGAGCCGGUGGCUACGGAGCAGGCGGCUACGGAGCCGGCGGCUACGGAGGCGGCUACAACAGCUUCGGAGGUUCUUCGUACGGGGCUGGAAGCUACUAUGGAGCCGUUGGAGGAAACUACAAUGACCCUAGAACAGCCAAAGGCUUCAUCAUCGCCAUGGCCGGCUUUAUCUUCAUCGCCUGCCUGGUUGUCUUCAUCAUCAUCGUGUCCCACCAGAGCUUGUCCGACAGCAGGAGGUUCUACCUGGUGCUGGCCAUCGUCAGCGGCGUCCUGGCAGCGCUGAUGUUGAUUGCUGCCAUUGUGUACCUGGUAGCAGUGAACCCUAUGGGUCAGUCCAACGGGUCCAUGUACACAAUGCAGAUCCAGGGUCUGUGUGCCCAGUACCAGCAACCGCAGAAUAUGGGGAUCAUGACCAAUCAGUACCUGUAUCAUUAUUGUGUGCUGGAGCCACAGGAGGCCAUCGCUGCCGUGCUGGGCUUCCUCGUCGCCGUCGCUUUGAUUGUGAUGCUUGUGUUCGCUGUGAAGACGCGUCGGAAAAUCCAGACCUAUGGCAAGAGCAACAUCCUGUGGAAGAGGGUGAAGGUCAUGGACGACAUGGCUCCACCGCCAGAUGUGGAGGAGUGGGUGAACAACGUGGCCACUGCUCCUGAAUCGGUGCCGAUAGCCGACUACCCGGAGAAGCUGAGAGGCUCCAGGAGUUACCUGGACGACGAGGGCUCCAACUACACCAAGCCCCCGUACAGCUACACCCCACAACCUGCUGUGGAAAACCACCAGCCUCUGCAGAACGGCGUUCCCUACGGUCCUCCCUCCGACGUGUCCUCUUCCGUAGAGAAACCCAAGAAGAAGAGAGCGGGUCGGCCUCGUCGCACUGACGGAUAUGACACCGACUACAACUCCUCAGGAGACGAACUGGAUGACAAUGACUUUGACAGUGAAUUUCCUCCCAUCAAAAAUGAGCAGGAGCGCAGCGACUACAAACGGGAAUUUGACCUGACGCACCAGGAGUACAAGGACCUGCAAGCGGAGCUGGACGGCGUCAACAAGGACCUGUCCGACUUGGACAAGCAGCUGGAUGAGCUGGAGGAGGGCAGCCCCCAGUUCCUGGAUGCUUUGGAUGAGUACAACAGGUUGAAGGACCUUAAAAAGUCCGCAGACUACCAGAUGAAGAGGCGCCGGUGUAAGUACCUCAAGCCCAAACUGAACCACAUCAAGAAGAUGGUGAGCGACUUUGACCACCGGGCCUGAACGAGGACGCCCCAGGACGGGACGCGAGGGACUAAACCGGGUUUUGGAGGCGACGAGCAGAACUCUGCACUCGGUCCUGCUACAGUUGGCUUAAGCACAACUGGAGAAUGUUUAUAUUCAGGAAACUAGCUUCUGUCUUUUCUCUCAUUACCUAUUUAUUUCGCCUGAUGUGAUCUGAAUAUCAGAACCCAGCGGUUUUUAUCAAUCACCUCUUCUGUUUUAUCCUGUAAUUUUCUUUUUUUAUCACCAUGUAAAUAGGUGGGAAAUGACAUUUUGUUUUAGCUGUUUGGAGGUAAAUCUUCCGCAUUUUUCUCUGUGAAUAUUUGAGCAGAGCAACACAGAGAUGACGUGUGUUUCAUGCAGUGAUUUUGGUUGACACAUUUUAUUAUAAUAAAACCAUGAAUUCAA
Messenger RNA from Betta splendens (Siamese fighting fish), 2041 nucleotides. It is a transcript of the gene oclna, whose product is annotated as occludin a. Bases 128 to 1633 code for a protein of 501 amino acids. Lineage: Eukaryota; Metazoa; Chordata; Actinopteri; Anabantiformes; Osphronemidae. Gene Ontology annotation, biological process: bicellular tight junction assembly. The transcript has 9 exons. Gene Ontology annotation, cellular component: apical plasma membrane; bicellular tight junction; cytoplasmic vesicle. The record is from RefSeq and is a predicted model, not a curated record.